This is a messenger RNA of Priapulus caudatus, 3570 nucleotides long. RefSeq lists its product as uncharacterized. Gene Ontology annotation, cellular component: extracellular region. NCBI's taxonomy places the organism in Eukaryota, Metazoa, Priapulida, Priapulimorpha, Priapulimorphida, Priapulidae. Gene Ontology annotation, molecular function: chitin binding. The coding region runs from base 346 to 1824 and encodes 492 amino acids. The transcript has 7 exons. The record is from RefSeq and is a predicted model, not a curated record. Gene Ontology annotation, biological process: carbohydrate metabolic process.
GGUUAGCAGUGAGAACAUGCUGGUCUGCUCGGCCGAUACGCCGAUGGCGGGCGAGAUAUUUCAAGGACGGGCUGACGGAGCCGUUAAGAUGCGGGACGCGGCAUUGCGUGCUCACCAGAAGCUACAGGCGCAUGCGGUAGAGUAGCAGAAGCAGCAGCAGCAGCAGCAGUCGCAGUAGCAGUAGCGUGCGUGUUUGAGAAAGAGCCUACAGGCCGCGUGAGCAGAGAUAUAUACGGCAACGUCAGACAAAGACUUCCUGACGUUCCUACGCGGUAACACGGACGAUAGUUUAUAGUUGCCGUCACAACAACAGCAGCAACAGCAGCAACUUCAGCAACACUAAAGAUGACAGGCGGCUGUCGGAUACUCGCGCUUUGCGCCCUGCUAGCUGUCGUCGGCGUCGUCUCCGGUAAGACGCUGAGGCGCGACAAGCGCUUCUUCCUGCCGCAGACCGUCGUCGACCAGUGCGAUCCAAACGUCGGAAACCUGACGUUCGCCGCCGACCCGAACAACUGUCAAGUGUUCUACAGUUGCGUUCACGGCUGGCCGAAGAUGGAGCUGUGCCCAGGAUUUGGUGUGUACAACCCAGGUAGCCAGCGGUGCGAGGAUGAAGAGGCGGCAGUCAACGACGUCUGCGGUCAUAUACCGCCUUCUCAGCUAACCGCCGCCCUUGACGACGUCAAUGUGGAUGCUGCUGAACCGUGCGAUCGCAAUCGCUGCCGACUGCCCGAGUGUCGCUGCAGCGGCGCCGACAUUCCUGGCGACCUGCUCGCGAGCGAGACGCCGCAGAUGGUGCUCAUCAUGUGGGACAACUCGAUCCGCGUGGCCGACUACGCGCAUUUAUACCAGCAGGUAUUCAGCAAGGUUGACGAAAGACGGGCCCGGAACAGGAGGCUUAAUCCAAACGGAUGUCCGGUGGCCGGCACUUUCUUUGCGACGCAUCAGUUCACGGACUAUGCAGCCGUGCAGUCGCUAUUUAAGCAUGGACACGAGAUCGCCGCGAACACUAUCACCGGUACAUUCGAUCUGUACGCUGACGGAUGGAGACAGGCGAACGCUCAGCGCUGGUCCAGAGAGCUCGGUCUACAGCCAUCGAUGCUUUCCCGCUUUGCCAACAUACCCGAUAGCGAGAUCCGCGGGGCGCGCGCCCCCUACAUUCAACCGGGCGGCAACCAGCAGUUCAUGGCCGUUAUGGAGAACGGCUUUCUGUACGACUCGAGCCUCGUCACUCUCCAGAUGGACCCGCCGAUCUGGCCCUACACGCUCGACUAUCUAUCAGAAGCCGGCUGCCUCGUGAAGCCGUGCCCGACGUCUUCGUUCCGCGGCGUCUGGGAGGUGCCACUCGUCGCCUGGCUCGAUACGAACGACACGUUCUGUAGCAACGUCGACAGCUGCUACUUCCCCAACGACAAGGAGGAAGCCCUCACGCUGCUGAGAUCGAACUUCCGGCGCCAUUACGACAGCAAUAGAGCGCCCUUCGUGAUGUCCCUGCGACCAAGGUGGUUCUACGAAGCUUACUAUAACCUGGAAGCACUGCAGGAGUUCAUGGACGAACUGCAAGCACUUGAUGACGUCUAUUUCGUUACCGCGACGCAGGCGCUUAACUGGAUCCGUCGGCCAACCCGCUUGGCUGACGUAAAAUCAUUCGACGGUUGGUCAUGCGACGCACCCCCGCCGUCAAUGUGUGACCGCCCCUCACUCUGUGGCUACUUCAACAUUACAUAUCGGCCGAAUUCAGAGGAGCACCAGGGAGACCGCUUCUUCCAGACGUGCAACACAUGUCCGGCUGAAUAUCCAUGGCUAGAUAACCCUCUCGGCCAGUAGGUGCCGCGCACACGCGCAUGUACUGCUGGCGCCAUCUUCAGCUGGAAUCGUUAAACCUAACUGAAACCCACGAACGAGUAUUUGUAAGAGGUGUCUUGGAGGUGUGUGUAACCUGGUGUUGUGCACGAUACCUCUAAAAUGUGCCAGCCAUUCACACCACUAGUUAAUCCAAUAUCUCGAUUUAUAACAAUCCGUAGCUAGCUGAUGACCGUAACUGUACCAGUGUAUUUGAGAUAUUUCUUGCAAUUUUUAAUCUAGCUUUAUCUUAUAUAUAUUUAGUUUGGGCUCGAGAGGUAUCAUCAUCAUAAUGGCAUAGUGCCUAUAAGCAAGUACGAAGUCUAUAACAUGCAAAUUGCACCCGUUAGGUUUUAUUAAAAUGGCUUAAAGUCUUUUUAUAUAGAGUCCAGCUUAUUUAAUAGCAAAAUUGUAAAUAGUGCAACAAACGCACUUGAAUUUAACAAACGAGUAUUUCUCGUAUUAGGCACGAUUAGUCAACAGUAUCCAAUUACUUGCAAACUCAAUUACUUGCAGACUUGUUUUAAAUACGCUCUAACAUUAUAACGCCAAUUGUAAGAACAUUAUGCAUUGCGGGCUUUGCCACCAAGACUACAUAAGUGUAGCUGUGUAUGGAUUUCCUUGUCACCUCGCUGAUUAGAACAAUUGGAACGACAAGUCUUAUGUUAAGUUUUAACCGACACGCAAUGACACCCAGUGCGCGAAUCAACGUACGAUUUAGAACGAAACUUUUCCAGCAUACAGAUAAACGAGGAUUUAACUUCAAUCACAAUCAACAGAGCAGAGUUUACGUUAAUACGGUAACUGCGUAUCUACAAGUAAUUUAUGUGAAACUCAAUUCAAAACUGUGAAUUUUGGGUCAGACCUUAUGUGAUAUAGAAUAGAAAAUGUAUAGUUAAAAGUGAGAUGCUCGUCUGUUUAUCUCAGAAGAGGCGUGAAGGUUGAGCUUCGCGCUUAAAAUAUUAAGUAAGUUGUUCGUUUAACACGAAUCGCGUUCAAUUUACUUGCGACCUAAACGAUUUAAUUGUGUAAAUAACAUGUUUAUUACCGGGGAAAAUGCAUUUAUAUCGUCCGAUUUUCUACGUACUGCGUGAGCCAUUUUAGACAGACUUCUCUCAUUUUAAUUAGGACCGAUAACCCGAUUGUUAUCUAGAGCGUCACAGAGUCCGUAGGGUAGUGUUAUAUAUAUAUAUAUGUAAUAUAUAUACUGUAUAUGUAAAUAUAUAUAUAUAUACCGUAUAAAUAAGUAUCAUAUAUAUAUAUAUAUAUAUAUAUAUAUAUAUAUAUAUAUAUAAUGUGUACACUUAAGUAUGUACUUAGACGUACAAUUUCCAGUGUAGAUUUACGUUGUUGUACUGUAGGCAGUUCACGAAUUUGUUACAUAAGUUUAUAAAGAUCGUGCUUAUGCAUUAGAUUGGCUGUACAAAUUUGACUAGUAUGCUGACUGACCUUGCUCAGCCGUAGACGUUACGUAUGCUAGUGUUGUUAUUUAUUCGCAGAACGUGGAUGACACUAAUGUGUGUGAAUAUAGAGACAGUAUUGUAACGAUUGUCUAUGCUACGAAUACUAGCAAGAAUUUACUUACUUAUUAUUUAAUCCACGGGCAGACUGCGAGAAACAACCGCUGUCGUAUCUCACUUUUGCUAACAGAGAUGAUUAUAUUACACCUAGUGUGCGUGAAAAUCAAAGUGACGAUUCUAUGUAAUAAAAUGAUCGUAAAUGCUAAAUUUA